This is a messenger RNA of Orbicella faveolata, 2202 nucleotides long. RefSeq lists its product as uncharacterized. NCBI's taxonomy places the organism in Eukaryota, Metazoa, Cnidaria, Anthozoa, Scleractinia, Merulinidae. Gene Ontology annotation, molecular function: protein binding. The record is from RefSeq and is a predicted model, not a curated record. Gene Ontology annotation, biological process: regulation of apoptotic process.
GCUGUACGCGCGUGUGUCCCACAUGAUGGCGCAAUUUGUUCUAAAAAUAGAAAAAUUGUCCCAUAUCAUAGGGAAGGCGGGAAGUGGCUCCUGGGGGCUCCUGGUAGUAAGUGAUUGUGAAAAACUCCCGCCAAAAACCCUCUCCCGCGUGGGAAUGGGGCGGGAACGCGACCGAGGCUACGCUGGGGAAUACCCCUCAUCUGAAAACGAAACUGAAAGUUCUACUGAAACAGGCUACUAUUCCUGAAAUACAAAUGACGGAAGCGGAAUUCGAACCUUGCGACGAUUGUACUUCAUAUUGCAUUGUUUAAAACUUGAAUAAGCUUUCAGCAUCGUCAGAUUUACUUCAACAAACUCCGUUGACUUAUCGACGUGAGUGUGGAAUCGACACGAUCGCGUUGGUACAGACUCAGUGACAGAUUUUAAGUUCUUCAAUGUUAUGGAGCAGUUGGAAUUCCAUAGUUUUCUGCUUCAUCUUGGCAAUGAACUGGAGUCUAACGAAUUUGAAGCACUAAAGUUUGUGUUGAAAGGAUACGUGACAUCCUCGAAAUGCGAAGAAAUGGUUCAGGUUUUCAAAUAUUUUGAGGAGAUGGAAAGACUGUGUCUUCUGUCACCCAAAAAUUUCGUGGUGUUGAAAAUUGCGCUUGGAUCGAUUGGACGUCUUGAUCUUGUUGAAAAGAUAGAAGGAAAGGAAGAAUUCUUUGCCUCACUGUUCAGAGAAACGAUUAACAAUGACAACAGCUUAGACAGGAAAGAUUGUGACUUGGUUUGUGAUGACAUUAAAGAGGCAGCUGUACAUUUAGCAGACUUUUUUCCACGUAGUGGCCAGAGCACUUCUGAAAGUAAGGAGGAACAGCUUAAAAUAGACCAUGAUGGUAGCUACAAAAUAUCUUUCAUUUCGUGACUUGUGUCUGAAACGAGCUAAACUACAUUCCAUGCUUUUGACUGAUAAAACCUGAUAUUAUGGUCAAAUUUUUUUUUCUGUUAUCAUCAUCUAAAAAGAUCUGACUGUCUUAUUUAGCAUUGGCAAUUAUAAACCCUGAACAUGAUGUUAUAAUUCUUUCAUUUCAAUUUUCCUUGAAUAAUUUGUGCAGUUCCGGGAAACAUCCAUCCCAAACCUAAGGAAGAUCAUGGAAAAUUCUGAGGGGCAGGAGGGUUUCAAAAGUCCAAAUUUUUAGGGAGAACAUCCAGAAGCUGAACAAUAAUUUGCAAAGGGGUCACUGGGAAAAGAAGAGUGCCUUCCACUAGAGGGGUGCAGGUUUUUUCUGAAACAACAUAUUAAUUAGUAAUAGUAAUUGGAUCAAGUAGAGUACAAUUCAGGGAGUAAUUGCAAGUAAUUUCAAAAUCAGAUAAGUGCAAAGCACUAGGGUGAUUUGAAAUUAUAAGCAUGAUUACUCCCUGAAUUGUAUGACACAAGGUCGAAUGGGUCAGUACAAAACAAAAAUUGGACCCCUCAAUCUGGAGCCCCCUACUGGACCCCCUUUGGACUCCUUCUGGAUCCCGGUCCGGAUCCCCAUUUGGACCACCAUCUGGACCCCCACCUGGAGCCCCUAUUUUUUCUUCCAGAAAAUACGGGCUCCUGAUUUAAAUAAUUUAACUUAGAACAUAACACAAUGAAGUCUAUAUAAUCAUUGAGCAAAAUGUGAAGAAAUUAAUGAAUUCACACAGCAUUGUGUCUAGAAUAAUACAAUGGCUGCGGCUGCACUAUGAGAGUUAACUGGGUUAUUUCUAAUUAAUCAAUUACGAUUAACCGGAUAACCGAAAAAUCGUGAGUGGCCGCUAUUUUCAACAGUUCAUUGAACUUAAACUGGGUUAAUGGUUACCAUGGAAAUUAAUUGAAGAACAAUUAUAGAUUUUUAACCGAGUGAGGUUAAUUUUAAACUACCUUUCUGCGUGGUCUAACCUAGGUUAGUGGUCUCUUAUCAGUGCCAUGCAUUGGCUUUUUGGUGAGAUGUGUCAGUCAUCACGGUCUGUACGUGAGAUGUUGUUCACAGUGGCACAAACAAGUGCAUUAUCUUCUACUGACCAUGGCAAGUAGUAACAACAGUUUGAAACAGUUGUAUUACUUGAACAGAUUUCUGGUUUUUUCCUAAUAUGUGUCGGCUAUACCAUAUCAGUCAAGUUUGCAAGGAACCUUUACGCCUGAACUAUGGCUUGAACAAGAAGUGCUCAUUCACCUUAGAAGGAGAAAUUCUAAUCGAC